Messenger RNA from Mercenaria mercenaria, 2056 nucleotides. RefSeq lists its product as uncharacterized. The transcript is spliced from 2 exons. Lineage: Eukaryota; Metazoa; Mollusca; Bivalvia; Venerida; Veneridae. Bases 780 to 1196 code for a protein of 138 amino acids. The record is from RefSeq and is a predicted model, not a curated record.
CACUCUCCAUCUACAAAAGAAAUAAAAGAUCAGACAAUUCAGAAAAGUAUGUAGCAGUAAAUGCAAGUAUAAAGGAAAAUCUUAUACAAAACGCAAGGAUCAGGGUAGCUGAAAGAACAAUAGAUGGACUUCUCACAAAGAGUUCUCUAACACGGGUCAAAGUACCAGGCCAUGGGAAUUGCUUCUUUGAAGCUUCAAUAAAAUCAAGUGGAUCAAAUAAAACCGCAGGGGAAUUAAGGGAGCUAUUAAGUGAACAUCUUGAGGAAAACUCUGAGGAUUAUGCCUGCUUUCUACUCAAUAAAACAAACCUGAUGAUGACGAAGUCUUUCUGAAUGAAUAUCUAAAUGAGGUAGAAAAUCUUAAACGUGAUGGAUAUUGGUCAAACAGAGUGGCUGAUGUUUUGCCACUAUCUUUAGCAAAUUUUGAGAAGAAAUGUGUUAUCAUUUAUACAAACGAAGAUACAACCAAAUCUUGUAGAACCAGCGCCAAGUGAUAUCAUUAACCUGGCAUAUAUUUCUAUUCCAGGACUUAUAGAACACUAUGACGCAUGUACGGUUGACAAUAACAUUGAUACACAGAACCAGUCUGUAAAUGAAGAGAAUGCAAAUGAACAUAAUAUUGACAAGCUGGUUGCUACACUAUUAAACAAAAAAGUAAAUGGUACUCCAAGAAAGUCUACACCAUUAAACGAAAAUGUCAGUGCUACUCCAAGAAAGUCUACACCAUUAAACAAAAAUGUAAAUGCUACUCCGAGAAAGCCUGCAAAUUACAACACUCCCAUGAAAAGGCAUUUAGUAAGAAAACGAAAGGCUACACCAGAGAACUGGAAACGAAAUAUAAAGACAAAACUACGCUUAAGUGGAAAACAGUAUAUCUCAAAGUCAGGAAAAGUUAUAACUAUGGCGGGACGACGACAUCCAUACCAUGUGUCAUGGAUUCAGAUUCGACACAUGCGUUUUGUGAAAGACUUGCCCGAUACUAUGCUGUUCAAGAACGAUCUUAGGGAUGAUUUUACAGCGAUUAAGAUCGCAAAGGACGUCAAACUCAACGAGGUUGUACCCAACAAAUACAGACAGAAACUCCCUGUCUCUGCAGCUAAGAAGAAAGACUUAAUGACAUUGUGUAAGAAUGGAGCAAUUCCUAAAGAUUAUCACGUCUUGAGUAUUACAAAAACUUACCAUCAAGUGCCCCAGUGAAGGAUAGAUUACCAGAGUCAGACAUAGAGGAAUCUGAUGGUGAUGAAUCAGACAACUAUCCGAACAUCAAUGGUUGCUUAACUAUUGUAUAUAAACGUAUUGACUGCAAAAGCGAUUCAUAAACCUAAAGAUUAUAAUUAAGAUCUAGUCAUAAUUUUAAAGGACUAUAAAAUUUAGUGAUAAAUGACAAUCUUUUGAGCAUGAAGUGAAAAGGGAACUAAAUGUUGCACAAGAUUUGAUAUCAAAAUAAUUCUAUGUCUAUUAAGAAAUGUAAAUCUCAAAGCAAAGAACAUUGUGAUAGUUUUUGAGUUUGAUGGUAUAUGAGAACCGGUUUAAUGACACGGAAUCUAGGAUUAGAUUUUGUUGAAACAGUAUGGUUUGAUGCCAUAUGAAGACUCUAUAAAACUAAAUGACCUAAUGUUCUUUGUCUGUAUGACACCAAAAUAUGCUACAACAACUGUAUAUGUUUUUGAGCAGACAUAUAUUUUAAUAAAUAACAUAACAGAGAGGUGUUAUAACUUUGUUAUACUUAUAAUCAUUGCUAAACAAUAAUUUCAUUUAAUGUGUAAAAUAGUUCGUAAGAGACGUUGUUAUACACAUUUUAAAAUAUACUGUUGUCUCGAAAUGUUUAGUGGAAAAAACAAGUAUUCUGAUAUUACCUUAUUAUUUUAGUCAAAAUAUGCUAUUUACUAUCAAAAAAGUUUAUACUACAACAGAGCAAAUCCAGACACAUCAUUUUUGUUUGAGUAGACAUUGCGCUUUUUGAAAACUUGUGAACAUGGAAUAAUAACGUCUCUAUAUAUGCAUGGUUUUUACAGACUUAAAUGUUUAAACUUUUGAAAAAUCUUUUCUGCAAAAGA